AUGAAGCUCACGCCGGAACUCAUCCAGUCAGUUCCUUCCACAUUAAAUCCAAUCAAAGAACGGCAGCUCGAUCUCCGGGGUGAGUGGUAUUACAUCGCCUACUGGGCGCUUACAAAACGGCUCACAGGCUAUAAAAUCCCUGCCAUCGAAAAUCUCGGUAUUACCAGGGACCAGCAUGAUGCGAUAGAUUUUACGGACAAUUCGAUCGUCAUUUUGGGGAAUAUCCCACUCCUUCGCCGUCUCCGCACGCUUCUCCUCGCAAACAAUCGAAUAGCGUCGAUUUCGUCUUCCCUGCACCUCUCUUCCCCCAAUCUGACGACACUUGUACUCACGAAUAACAACAUCACCGAGCUCGGCGACUUAGAACCACUGAAGGACUUGAAGAACCUCAAAUAUUUGUCACUGCUCGGGAACCCUGUGCGGGAAAAGAAAUGGUAUCGCGAGUGGCUUGCCUGGCGGAUUCCAGGGCUGAGAGUUUUGGAUUUCCAGAGAAUUCGUGACAAGGAGCGGCAAGCUGCAAAGGGACUGUUCCUCACGGCAGAUAAUCUACCCACACAACUCGCGACCACGCUAUCUACGACGGUCUCGACCCAUAGUUCAAAAGCGCCUGUGGCGACCGAUGAGCCUAAACCUGCGAUGGCGCCGGGCAAGGCAGGUCGGCUCAUGUCGAAGGAAGAGGCGGAGAAGGUGAAGGAGGCCAUUGCAAAAGCGACGUCGGUGGAGGAGAUCAGGAGAUUGGAGAGAAGUCUGAGAGAAGGAUUUUUGCCUGACAUGCAGGCUGUUGGUGCAUGA
Molecule: messenger RNA, 792 nt
Organism: Fibroporia radiculosa
Lineage: Eukaryota; Fungi; Basidiomycota; Agaricomycetes; Polyporales; Fibroporiaceae
Exons: 3
Coding region: 1-792 (263 amino acids)
Biological process (GO): mRNA splicing, via spliceosome
Cellular component (GO): U2 snRNP
Molecular function (GO): U2 snRNA binding; protein binding
Source: RefSeq, a predicted model, not a curated record